GCUGGAGGAAGGAGCCCCAGGCAACACGGGUUCAGAGCUGGAAAAUCCACAAUGGGAGCUCUCGAUGAAGUGGUUCAGGCAGCCAGAGCUACGCAAAGAGGAAAUGCAUACUCGCGCCCAGUGGUUCUGCUAGCAACGCUGGACGUUAAAAACGCCUACUAGUCAUACAGGAUUGCACAGUAUGUAUGUACUGAACGUGCUCGACAUCAAAAUAUGAUUAUGCUAACUAGCAAAGCUGCUCACUCUGAUCAAGUAACACACAGCUACUUGCUUAGUAGCUCUGGCUAGGAAAAAAAAAAAUCGCAUAAGUAUUUAAAUAAAAUCGUCUGUAAAGCGAAAACUUAGUACACCCAUCAAGGAGCCAUUUAUUUGUCAAGUAUGUAUUAAUGAAGAAUAUAAAGAUUGGAAUAUUAUCGAAGAAUUGAUGACAUCUUUGCUCUACUCGAGCAGUUUCGACUGGAGCAUUCUUACGGAGUGUUUAUUGAUAUAUCAGACAAAAACUACUUUUUUAUAACAGUAACAAAAGCCAUGUAGAACUUUUAUAUCAUUCUAGUAUAUCAACUACUCCUUGAAUAUCAGUGCAAAGAACUUGAAAAUAAUUGAAAAAUGAGUUCGGAUACAGCGGGACCCUGCAGAUUGGAUUAUAGCAAAGAAGCUCUUUGGGAACGUAGCUAUCUAAAGAAAAAGUGCAAGGAGUUGAAUAUAGAAGAAGACUAUACUUUGUACGACAGACGUCUAUGCAUCAAUCAUCUCGGCGUAUUCUUCUUCGUACACUCGACUGCGACCGUGAUCAAGUGUAUCAUGCUGUUGGUGACGUGUGCGUACCCCGAAUUCAUUCAUGUGGAUGUGGGAGUCUAUAUGACAUCCGCAAUACUCACUGUCUCCAUAUUGACCAUCAACUUCUCAGAAUCAAUCGUGUCGCGUAACGAAUGGAUUAUUUACGUAUCUUCGGCAGUUGCUGCGGCACUCAUAGUUAUGGCGGAUGUGACUAUUUUUUUGUACCACCAUUAUAUACACGAAUGGACUGUUCUACCGUUCUACGACGCAUACGUUUUAUAUGUUAUAUAUUUGUGUUUUCCCAUACCCGCCCUUAGAGCUCCGUUUAUAUUGGCGUCAUUUGUAUCUAUUACCUACCUUAUUAUUAUUUACUUUUACACUCUUGACAACGAGUUCAUCAGUUUUCAACAAGCCCCAUAUAUGAUCGUGGAGGUUCUGCACUUUACGUGCUGCCACUUAGUAGGGUUAUUCUAUCGCUUGCUGAACGAGAUUACGGUGCGCUCGUCGUUUAUUGAUCGACAUCAGUAUGUAAUGGAGGAGAUUUCGCUGCGAGAGGCAAAGAAUAAGGAGAAACAAUUGCUUCACGGCAUUUUGCCUCCUGACAUAGCACGACCAUUCGAGAAAGAAAUACGCUAUCGUAUCGGGAAAACUAACAAGAUACACGGCGAAUAUCAAAGCAGUAACUUAAACCAAGGCAUUAUGGCCCUUCAAUUCCAUCCGGAUGUUACUAUCCUGUAUGCAGACGUGGUCAACUACACGCAUCUCACCACAACACUUACUGUCAACUCUCUGGUGGCAUUGCUCCAUGAUCUCUAUGGUAGAUUCGACAUGGCUGCCCGUACCUUUAAAGUACAGCGCAUUAAGUUCCUGGGCGACUGCUACUACUGUGUGGCGGGUCUUACGCGACCCGAUCCCGAUCAUGCCAAAUGCUGCAUAGAGCUGGCCCAAAGAAUGAUUGCACAUAUUCGGGAAGUUCGAUCAAGCCGAAAUUUGGAUAUCGAUAUGCGAAUCGGUGUGCAUUCUGGUUCUUUGAUGGCCGGUGUGAUGGGUGCUGCAAAGCUACAGUACGACAUUUGGGGAGAAGAUGUUAUAAUUGCUGGUAUAUUGGAAUCUACCGGACGGCCAGGCCACAUUCACAUAAGCGAAAGGACUAGCAAAAUGUUAAUCGAUAACCCCUAUGAGCUUCUUCCUGGCACAGAGAAGGCUCUCCAACAUCCUCAACUUGCAAGUAAAAACAUUAAAACUUUUCUUAUUGCGGCACUUGAUUACAAAACAGUCUUGGGAAAUGAACAGUCUUCUCAAGCUCUGGAAACGAUCCAAGAUCUAGAAAUGCAAAAAAAAGAGGCGCUGCGGAUUGAGUUUGAUAAGCUUCCUGUCGGCUCGUUUCACGUCAAGAAUAAGUUUACAACAAUAUUUCGGAAGAAAAGUCGUACCGCCAGUACAGAGCGUGCGACUACACGUCCACAAAUCGGAUUUUUGUUUUUGAACUUUCGCGAUUCCCGAAAAGAGUUGAACUAUAUGAAGCAACCCGACUACAUGUUGAGAUAUAGCGUUCUGUUAGCUUGGUUUGCUGGAAUAUUUCUGGUGUAUCUUGUUAAUAUUAGCCACAAAGCCGACAAGACCAGCGUCAACAACAAUAUUAUUGUUAUGGCGUUACUGACUACGCCGGUGAUCAUCUUGUGGUUCAAGAAGGCUUGCCAUUGGCGAUAUGGGAAUGUUCCGCAUAACUUUACAAAAUGCAGUUGCUUAAUUUUCAAGACAGCCGAGUGCAUACAGUCUAGCCUCAUCAUUCGAAUGGGCAUUUAUAUGAACAUGAUUGUGUGCUACUUCUGGAUUAUUUUUCAGGUCCUGAAUCAAUGUGACUACGACGAAUUCCACCUCCAACUUAUCGAGAGUAAGCUAUACCAUUAUGAAAUGGAUAAAUACAUGUGUUUUUAUCCUUGGGAUCUCACAAACAUGAUGUCUCUCAUGAUUGCCUUAAGCAUAAUAUUCACACGAAUUCCCUGGAUGGUGAAGAUCAUAGUAAGCGUAUUAGAAGGAACUACAUAUAUGAUAAUCAUGUUUAUUCAAUUCGAAUACGUAAUUAAUCGAAGCAGUACAACCAAUCCCUACUUUGAUUCAGAAUACGCGCACGGCUUCAAGAUUAUGGCUACUUUAGGAUGUCUCUACUUCAUGGAACGGCAGGCUGAGUUCAAUAGCCGGGUCAACUAUAACUGGAAGUUGGAACUGCUCAAAAAACAGAAUGACGCUGUCAUCACUAAUAAAUCGAUAACUAUUCUGCUGCAGAAUAUUUUACCUGCUCAUGUCGUCAACAUAUAUUUGACGUCAUUGGCGAAGCACCAGCUGUAUGCUGAAAACUACAAAAUGGUGGCGGUGAUGUUCGCUUCCCUCCAGGACUUCAAAAUGGACGUGCGCAACUUGCGUAUUCUGAACGAGAUCAUAAGUCAAUUCGAUAGAAUACUGUUUCUUUAUAGGGAAGACUAUUUAGUGGAGAAGAUUAAAAUCGUUGGCUGUACAUAUAUGGCAGCCUGUGGCUUGGACCCACGCUUCAUGGGGCGCAUCAACGAACGGUCAGGAAAUAAGCUAUCCGUUAUAACGGAGGUGUCACGCGCUCAACGUUAUCUGGCAUCCUCAAUAUCGAUUGCCGAAAAUCCGGCUGUACCCAAUGAGGAAGUGGUUUUUGUUUUAACUACAUUUGCAUUGGAUCUGCUGCGAACACUUUGGACGUGGCGCAAUGUCUACACAAAUAUACUUGAUCGUAGCCUGUUCACCGGCAAUAUGAAAAUUGGCAUAUCCUGUGGUGAGGUGAUGGCAGGAGUCGUUGGCGCCUCCCAGGUUCACUACGAUAUAUGGGGCACUCCAGUGAACAUGGCCUCGCGCAUGGACUCUACCGGUCUUUCUGGACAUAUACACGUUUGCGAAGAUACUGCCUAUAUUUUGCGCAAAUCCGGAAUAGAAUGUGAUUAUCGUGGCUUGACAUUUGUAAAAGGCCUCGGGAUUCUACCAACCUAUUUUGUGGGCGUUAACGAAGAUCACGAGUUUAGGAAUAUUCCUCUGCUUAUAGAUGACAACGCCGUUGAUUGAGGGAAGACGGGAAAUAUUUAUGAUAGAAGCACAACAGAAGGGGAAGAAUAAUUAUUAUUAUUUUUUUUUUAAGUUUCGAACUUUUAGAAUUAUUAGUUGUAAUUUGGCAUCCAGUUUUAAAUCCGCCUGUUGAAUUUUACCAAAGAAAAAUUCGCAAAAUCGCAAUUUUAUUUAUUAUAUAA
Messenger RNA from Drosophila mojavensis, 4043 nucleotides. RefSeq names its product adenylyl cyclase X E. Gene Ontology annotation, molecular function: adenylate cyclase activity. The record is from RefSeq and is a predicted model, not a curated record. The coding region runs from base 607 to 3861 and encodes 1084 amino acids. Gene Ontology annotation, biological process: adenylate cyclase-activating G protein-coupled receptor signaling pathway; intracellular signal transduction; cAMP biosynthetic process. The transcript is spliced from 12 exons. NCBI's taxonomy places the organism in Eukaryota, Metazoa, Arthropoda, Insecta, Diptera, Drosophilidae.